AUGAAGAGGGUGACGGAGGCGCUGAAGAAGGCCUCCGAGAGCGACGUCCCACGUUUUACCUCUGGGUCAUUUAUCAUAGGAACGUCACCAGCCGAAGCGGAGCCGCAGUCACCAGCCGUAGCGGAACUGGAGUCACCAGCCGAAGCGGAACCAGGGUCACAAGCCGCAGCGGAACCAGAGUCACCAAACGCAGCGGAACCGGAGUCACCAGCUGCAGCGGAACCAGAUUCACCAGCCGAAGCGGAACCGAAAUCACCAGCCGCAGCGGAACUGGAAUCACCAACCACAGUGGAACCGGAAUCACCAGCCGUAGCGAAACAGCAGUCCAGCCAAAAUCAAAUCACGAGGAGCGUUAAAAUUCCCAAAAAAUUUCACGGCACAUUCAUUGGUCACAAGGGCGCCCAUAUUAAACAAAUAGGCCAAAAAUACGGAGUGUUGCUGAAACUCAACACCUAUAAAAAUAAUAUCAGUAUCACCACCAUAACGGAACCGGAGUCACCAGCCGCAGCGGAACCUGGGUCACCAGCCACAGUGGAACGGGAAUCACCAGCCGUCGCGAAACAGCAGUCCAGCCAAAAUCAAAUCACGAAGAGCGUUAAAAUACCCAAAAAAUUUCACGGAGCAUUCAUAGGUCACAAGGGCGCCCAUAUUAAACAAAUAGGCCAAAAAUACGGAGUGUUGCUGGGACUCAACACCAAUAAAAACCAU
This is a messenger RNA of Homarus americanus (American lobster), 708 nucleotides long. RefSeq names its product neurofilament heavy polypeptide-like. The transcript has 3 exons. NCBI's taxonomy places the organism in Eukaryota, Metazoa, Arthropoda, Malacostraca, Decapoda, Nephropidae. The record is from RefSeq and is a predicted model, not a curated record. Gene Ontology annotation, molecular function: RNA binding. The annotation marks the transcript as partial.